This is a messenger RNA of Fukomys damarensis (Damara mole-rat), 2947 nucleotides long. RefSeq names its product phospholipase A2 group IIC (gene Pla2g2c). The coding region runs from base 958 to 1671 and encodes 237 amino acids. Lineage: Eukaryota; Metazoa; Chordata; Mammalia; Rodentia; Bathyergidae. Gene Ontology annotation, biological process: fatty acid biosynthetic process; positive regulation of fibroblast proliferation; phospholipid metabolic process. The transcript is spliced from 8 exons. Gene Ontology annotation, molecular function: signaling receptor binding; phospholipid binding; calcium ion binding. The record is from RefSeq and is a predicted model, not a curated record.
GUGGGCUAGUCAGCGCCGGACUGGUUCCGUGUUUAGAGCCGAUCCGGGUUCAGCAGCUCCAGAAUUAGGCCGGCCUCUUCUCUCCUCUAACUGUGGCUGUCGAGGCGUUGCUGAACGAAUCAGACUCUGUCCUCCACGCUUGGCUCCUGGCCACAGUGCCCGCCCCGGCCGGAAGUUGCACUGCAGCAGAGGGACAACUUCGGACGUCAGACAGCAAGGGGCAGCAGUGCUCUGACCAUUGAUGUAGAAGUCGGCUGAAGGUCUGAGAAGCUGGCUGUUCACUUCUGCCUUCCACUCACCAUUUUCCUACAUCAGUUACUGGUUUCCCUUUCUAUGGUCUCCUCUCAAACUACACCACCUCCCAGCUCAGGGACGAGAGCUGUCAGCUUGCUGAUUUUGUGGAGGCCACAGAGAAAGCCGGGGAAGAACAAGAGCUCCGGACUCAAUCCUGUGUUUCAACCCCGGCUCUGUGUGUAAUCUUUCAACCUCUUGGAACCUCAGUUUCCUGCUCUGUAAAAAUGGAGCUAACGAUGCCCUCCCUGCAGGGCAGUUAUGAAGACUCCUGAAAAUAUGGGUAAGGCCCCCGUGGCAGAGUGCUUGGCCCAUGUAAUCACCCAAUAUACAUUUGUUGUUAAUUAAAACCAAUGUUUUUUAGGUGAGAUCCUUACAGUUUCAUUUGCUUUAAUUGUGGUUGCACAUCCCAAAUGGGACAAUUGAUCCAUCUCUCCAGCACUUUCACAGAAGUGUCUGGGGCGAUGAGUGGUUUGCUGCUCUAAUUCCUAUCGUGAUGUUUAUUGAUGAGAUUCCUCUUUGAAAGAUAGAUUCCUGUAGCUGAACCACAUCCAAAGAAAGAAGCCUGCAUUGCUGACCGAGUAUUCGCCGAAUUGGAGUAUUUGUUUCAGUACGACCUAGUUGCACUUGAGAGUACAUCCUAAGGAAACAAUUAGAGACACCAAAAUGCUAAAGAAGUUCAUGUCAGCAUUAUUCAUAGUAGGAAAACGCUGGAAACACCGGAAAUGUCCAGCGAUGAGAUGGGUACUUUCCAAGGCACUCAAGAUACAGCUGUGGAUAAAACUGACAAAAAUUCCUGCCCCGUUGGAGCUCCGGAGCCAUCAGUGGCAUUUGUGUGAUGGAUGGGAAGAGCAUCAGCUAGAGAGAGAGGAAGCCCAAGAAGCUCAUCCAGACACCUCCACUAACCAGUCAAAUCACUGCUCCCCCUCUGAUCCAAUCUGCUUAUCCAGAGGACGAAAAGUGACGGCCCCCACACUCAGCAGCUUCUGGCAGUUCCAGAGGAUGGUCAAGCACAUCACAGGGCGGAGCGCCUUCCUCUCCUACUACGGCUACGGCUGCUACUGUGGGCUCGGAGGCAAAGGGGUCCCCGUGGACGACACUGACAGAUGCUGCCGGGCCCACGACUGCUGCUAUAAGAAGCUGAAGGAGUUUGGCUGCCAGCCUUUGUUGAACAGCUACCGGUUCCACAUCCUCAAUGGGUCGGUGGUCUGUGGAUGCAGCCCGGGUCCCAGUGGCAGCUGCCUCUGCGGGCUGAAGGCCUGCGAGUGUGACAAGAGAUCCGUGUACUGCUUCAAAGACAGCCUGCCCACCUAUGAGAAGAACUUCAAGCAGCUCUUCUCCAGCCGGCCGCAAUGCAGUGGACAUAAGCGCCAGGGCUAGGGAGGCCACAGCCCCUCGCGGUGCACUUUUCCAGGAAGCCACCUCCAGCCAUCCCUGAGGGGCUCCCGUUCUUGUAGCUUCCCCUUCAACGCGACACCAUCUCAGGUUCCCCCCCUCACACCACACGUGAGGCCUGGAGCUCAGACACAGGGAGCACCCGUGCUCUGCGGAGGGAGACAGAACGCGAGUAUAUCUGCUAAGUCACUGAUACUUUCCAGCAGUAAGUGCUAGGAAGCAACAGAACAAAGCAACAGGAUAGAAAGACGCGGGAGAAGCCUCUGGCUCUCCCCAAACUCUCCUUCCACUCCCACCCCAAAUCAGGAUUUGGAACAAAGUAGAGAUCUGAGAGACGCUCUCGGAGUCUGGAUUUCAUUUGCUCAAAGUCUGCUCUCUAAAUCCACAGGUAGGAAAACAAUCGAUGCUGAUUUCAUGUGUCUGGAGACGGCACCACAAGGAAAUCGGCACUCACCACUGCCACGUGGCUGUUCCGGGGCUGCCCUCAUCAGUGGAUCUAUCCAUCCACGGGUUCAGGAGCCGACUGUGUGUUGGGAGGUGGGGCCCGGGCCGUGACCCGGAAGGGCAUGUUCUUGUUCCGGGUUCCUCCCCGCUCCUUCUGCGUCCCAGCUGCCAUGGGUUGUAUACCUCUCCACCGCUAUGCCCUUCCUUAUGUGUGUCUGACAACUUUGGACUGAACUCACUGGAAACUGUGAGCCAAAUAAACCUGUCUUUCUUUGAAGUUGUGGGUGUCAGGUAUUUUGUCCCAGCUAUGAGGAGAAAGUGACUGAUCCAUGAUCUAAUCCGGGUGGAUUCGGAUGCUUAUAGUGCCCAGCUGGAACAGGAAGUUGUGAACCUGGCGCAAUUGCUCUUGCCUCUCAGCACGCUCUUUGUAACACAGUAAUGCUCAGCUUUUCCUGUCGAGGGGCAGAGUCUCCUCUCUCACCCCUUCGAUCUGAACUGGCUGUGUGACUUGCUCUACUCACGGGAACAUGGUGUGAAUGACGGUGGCCGGUUCCAGGCCUUCGUCUUGGAGAUGCAGAACAGUCCUCUCGGAUACCUACCUCCACCUGGAGAAGGCCUAGGUUCACCUGCAGCUGAACAGAACCCACCUGGACUCGCAUCAUCGGCUCAGUUGUCUCAGUUGAGACUUUGGCCAAGACCAACAAAGCCAAUUCGUGGCUGGCCACAAACACCUGAGAAAGCCCAAUACAGACAAAGGUGACUGACCACCCGGCUGAGCCCAGGUGAACUGGCUGCACACAGACCUGUGAGCUACAUA